AUGAAUGCAGAACACAGUGUCAUUACAGAUCCGUCUUUGAUUGUGAACGAAUGGGAGGAUCUGUUUCGUACUCAGUCGGAAUCGUCGUUAUCUCGAAUGAUCAUCGACGGAGAGUUGGACCUGUGCCAAGCACCACCGAUGCCACAGCACGAAGAGAUGCUCACACGAUUGGCACAAGUCCAGGCACAAAUUCUUGGUAUCUGGGACGCGAUUGCGGCCGAAGACGAACGAACUCUCAAGCAGCUUCUCUUUCAGAAGGACAUGGCACUAUGCAGGGACCAACACGGACGUACUCCGUUACAUUUGGCCUACAGGAGAGCAUAUCAACCUUGUAUCGACUAUUUGUUGAAAUUGGCACCAGAAGCGGAACUGAUUCGAGACAAGAAAGGACGACUUCCUCGAGACUACGCCUCCAAACUGACGUCGAAGGAUGGUUCUAAACGUGACGUACGCAGGGUCAGUCUGACUUCUAGCUUGGUCAGAUUUUUUACAAGUUAA
Messenger RNA from Ostertagia ostertagi, 498 nucleotides. NCBI's taxonomy places the organism in Eukaryota, Metazoa, Nematoda, Chromadorea, Rhabditida, Trichostrongylidae. The record is from the annotation of a GenBank genome assembly.